AUGGAAAAAUUUAAAGAUAAAAUCAAUUCACUCCGAGCUGAAGCAGAUCAUGCAACAGAAAGAGCCGAGGAGGCAGAAGCAAAUUUAAAGAAAGCAAAUGAAGAAAUAAUAGCCAAAGAACAAGAAAUCAUUUCACAUCAAAAUAAAAUAACACUUUUAGAAGCGGAACUUGAGCGAGCGGAGAAGAAACUUUCGGAUAUUAAACUUGCAAAGGAUGAAGAAGAAAAUAGUAAAAGUGUUACUGAAUCACUUCAACGAAAAAAUGCUUUACUUGAAAAAGAAUUAGAUAAUGCCGAGAAGACUUUAAGAGAGACGACUGAAAAAUUACGUCAAACAGAUGUAAAAUCGGAACAUUUUGAAAGAAAAGUUCAUCAGCUUGAAUCUGAAAAAUUCGAAUUAGAAAAAGCACUUGAACAACAAUCUGAAGAGUUUAAAGCAGUUAAAGAAGAACUUGAUGCCACACUUAAAUCAAUUGCUGACCUUUAA
This is a messenger RNA of Entrophospora sp. SA101, 486 nucleotides long. The record is from the annotation of a GenBank genome assembly. Lineage: Eukaryota; Fungi; Glomeromycota; Glomeromycetes; Entrophosporales; Entrophosporaceae.